UCCCGCCCGCUUGUUGCGUCACGUCGAAGACUUCCGGGUUGCUUCUCACAGACACACAUGUCGCUUCGCCUCGUUUUUACGUUUAGUUUAGUUUUUUUGGUGACGCUACACGUCCUUAAACCACAUUAGCGAGAUGUUGAGUUAAACAUCACCCGUGUCCUUCUACAUUUAAUCGGAGGCAACGAACAUAUUUAGAGCGUCUUUUCGUUGGAGGCAACAAGCGGAUCCAUUCAUCUCCUAUUUAUUGCCUACGAAGACCUCCUCUAGUUUAAUCUAUGCCCGUUGCUAAUCUGCACAAUGACUGGAGUCCAUCAUUUCCUAAACGGGACUCAACUCGAUGCCGUUGGUCAAAUUGGAGCAGAGGGGUCAUACCACAUUGUGCUGGACAGAUCCCCUCCAGACUACGUGGAGAAGAUAUCGCGAUAUCUUUCGUCUUCUAUGGGACAGGGCACAUGGGAUAAAGUAUCCAAUGGCCCUGCUGAAGCAGAUAGUGACUCAGGAGACAGCCUGUUCAUAACCCAAAAGGAAGCAACGCUACCUGAGGAUGUGAGGCCAGACCGACUCCAUCAAUACAUCAGAGAUCUAGAGGAAGGUGAAGGCGGUUCCUCGUCCACUUCCCACAGUGAAGACUUCAAAACUCCCAAGUGGAGAAGAAAGAAAUACACCCUGCCAAAAUACAGUUUCCCUUUCCUCGAAAAGCAUAACAAGAAGCUCAGAAGCACUCGGUUACCCGACCAGUACAAAAGCCUCCAUGAUUACACCCUCGGAGGCUUCUUUAAAUGUCUCGGAGAGCUGAGGCAGAGCUCUCAGAGAGGACAGAAUCUGGAGUCAUCUUUACCAACAGUUGACAUGGAUGGGGAGCACAUAUCUCCAUUGUCAGAAGAAGAUGGAGAGAGGUCAGAGGACGAAGACGUCAAAGUGGUGGAGAGGAAACACUUCCUGGUAUCGUCCAAAAGAAUGAGCCAACAAACCUGGUGCAACCAGUUAAAAAGACCAAAGAGGAAGAAAGAUAAUAACGCUGGGCCAGAAACAUCAGGAGAAACCAAGAUGUCGCCUAUAAAACCGAACAAAAAGUCUUCUUGCAGAGUUCUGGUGCAGAGUGCCAGAGAAGCAUCCACGCCUGUAGCAGGACAGGCCGGCGGUGGACCACCAAGCCAACGUCUCCUCCACGGACUCCCAGACCGCACUAAGGUAAAGAAGAAGAGGAAGAAAGAAAGGUCAAAGGGCCUGAAUGCUGCGACAUCUGUGAACAUGGUGGUAGAGGAGACUCCCAGGCUUUCCGAAGGUUACAGGGCAGCGCAGACCAGUGAUGUGCUGGGAAUAAAUGUGAAAAAUGGGACUGGGGCCUCGUCAGGCGACAAUAACACACUCAGACGGGUGAAGGGAGAUGUUCCUGAUUCAAAACAAAAGAAAAAGAACAAGUCUGCGGCAGAAAGAAAGAAGAGGAAAGGUAGAGGCGAAGAUGCUGAGCAGUUACAGUCAGGCGCAGUUGCAGAACCUCAAAUUGAUGAUGCUGAGAUACAGAAGAAGAAGAGGAAAGGUAGCGGCGAGGAUGCUGAGCAGUUACAGUCCGGCAUUGUUACCGAACCUCAAAGUGAUGAUGCUGAGAUGCAGAAGAAAAAGAAGAAGAAGAAGAGUAAAGGUAGAGACGAGGAUGCUGAGCAGUUACAGUCCGGCAUUGUUACCGAACCUCAAAGUGAUGAUGCUGAGAUGCAGAAGAAAAAGAAGAAGAAGAAGAGUAAAGGUAGCGGCGAGGAUGCUGAGCCGUUACAGUCCGGCAUUGUUACCGAACCUCAAAGUGAUGAAGCUGAGAUACAGAAGAAGAAGAAGAAGAAGAAAAGGAAAAAAGAAUUGGGAAUUGAGAUAGCGGAGGAACAUGAAGAAGAGGAGACAUCGAAUGGGACUUUAGAUUUGCCGCCGAUGUCAACAGAACAGUUGGAGGCGUCUAGAAAUUGUUUCCAAGAACCAUUAGGAUCCAGUUUGGUCAAGAGGAAAAAGCGUAAAAAGAAACAACAGUCCUCUGACGACGCCACUCAAGGCGGAGAAGAGGGCGUGGAUGUGAGCUUUUGUCUUCAGGAUUCUGUGACCAUGGCUAAAGGUGCACUGAAGAAGAAGAGGAGCACUUUCUUUGAGGAACUGAAUGUCUUUCACACUCCGAAAGAAAAAUUUGAAAACGUAUCCAACCAGAAAACAAAUGAGGGCCUGGAAGACCAAAUCGCUGAGUCGGUGACUAAGAAGAAGAAAAAGAAAGAAAUAUUUAGCAGGGGUGUAUCUGAAGACAAAGUGGCGCAAAGCGAUGAUUCCGUGUCUGCACGGGAAAAGGGAAAGAAGAGGCACUCAUCCUUCCUCGUUGCUGAUGCAGAGGAAAGUUGUGCGCAGACACGCGGCAUCUCUCCCUCUGCGUGCCGUGCCGGCGCGAAGAGGAAAAAGGAACGCACAGGAAGUGAAAGCGAAGGACUGGACAGCGCAGCUGACACAGGGCUUUCUGCAAAGGAUGAGGCUGUGGUGUUGAAAAAGAAGAAGAGAAAGUGUAACAGUGUGAUAAUAGAAGGUCCUCCAGCUGCCACGACCUGUAGCUCAGUUUCACGAAAGAAAAAAGGCAAAUGUGACGCGAGCGCGGAAACGCUGACCUCGGUCGAAUGUGAUUUAGCAUCUUCAGAGAUGUUGAAUGACACGAGAGACCAGAAAAAGAAGAAGAAGAAGAAGACAUUUCAAAAUGAUGAAAAGUCGUUGGCUCAGUCCGAGCCCGGUGAAACCAGAGGGAAGCAAAGAAGCGAGCAGCCCGUCAGCCCCGUCAUGCCGGAGGCUCCAGACAUCCUGAGGAAGAAGCACAAGCGGAAACUUCUCAAUCCAACCGUGGAGUUCUUCUCUGACUCUUAGUUUGAACUCUCUAAUUGGAUGAGCUGUAGAUUUGAGUUUGAUCAGUGGAGGAAUUCUCGACUUCCUGUGUUGUUUUGAAUGCACAGUGUUGAUGUGAAAAGCCUUUUGAAUAUGUAUUUCGUUUUGUAUCAAAGCAUUUUACCGACACCGCUCUCAACCUUUUUGGUUGAACAGAAAAAUAACACACCAUGUUUACUUUUGUUAAGUUUGUUAAAUUAAACUACAUGAAAUUAUUUUUAA
Messenger RNA from Cyclopterus lumpus (lumpfish), 3120 nucleotides. RefSeq names its product glutamic acid-rich protein-like. NCBI's taxonomy places the organism in Eukaryota, Metazoa, Chordata, Actinopteri, Perciformes, Cyclopteridae. The record is from RefSeq and is a predicted model, not a curated record. The transcript has 5 exons. The coding region runs from base 298 to 2880 and encodes 860 amino acids.